Molecule: messenger RNA, 1188 nt
Organism: Botrytis byssoidea
Lineage: Eukaryota; Fungi; Ascomycota; Leotiomycetes; Helotiales; Sclerotiniaceae
Exons: 5
Coding region: 1-1188 (395 amino acids)
Molecular function (GO): protein binding
Source: RefSeq, a predicted model, not a curated record
AUGUAUCUCUUUCAAACCUUUCUCCUUACUCCAAUCGUUCUUGCAGCUUCGAUAAUCACUCGACAUCAUUCUCGAGACGCAGCAGCAUACUUCCUUGACAAUAAUCCCAAUGGCUCGAACAUCAUUGCUAUGAGGAUAUCCCGAAAAGAUGGAACUCUUUCCCUACCUACUCGAACUUCUACUGGAGGAAAGGGGAUGCUCGGUCUAGAUGCUCCAGCAGCAAAUUCAACCACAGCCCCUGCACCUGGAGAUAAAGAUAGUUUGUUUAGUCAGAACUCCAUAAUUGUGUCAGGAGAUAAGCUUUUCACUGUCAACACUGGAAGUAAUACGUUGGCUAUGUUUUCGAUUGACUCGAACGAUUUCUUACAUCCGCGUAUGGUUGGUAGACCGGCGGAUACUAUGGGACAAUUCCCAGUCGCCGUUGCUUAUUCGCCAAAACUCAAGACUGCUUGCGUACUGAAUGGCGGUGCCGUAGCAGGAAUAUCUUGCUUUUUGACUCAUUAUAGCAAGGGUUUAUUGGCCAUUGGAUCUUUCCGACCUAUUGCCUUAAAUCAAACGACCCCACCCAUCGGACCUGCUGGGACGGUCUCGGAUCUUCUCUUCAACCCCUCUCAAACCACCCUCUUAGCGUCCGUAAAAGGUAACGGGCUUGCUCCAGGCUCAUUCAUCGCCUAUCCUGUCUCCCAAAGCGACAAUAGCAUUUCCAGUAUUCCCAUCGUCUCCGAGCCUCCACAAGUCCGCUUGAACUUUCGCAUAAGUUUUCUCGGCUCUGAUCAUCGACUUGCUGUCUCAGACCCGGCGAUUGGCGCAUCGCUUGUUUCUAUUUCGUCAUCCUCUAUUGUAACGGCAGAUAUUCCGAUCGCUGUUGCUGGAGAGUCAGCGGUUUGUUGGACAGAAUACAAUAGGAAAAGAGGAGAAGUUUAUCUGAUGGACGUAGCUGUUUCUAAUAUUACAGUAGUAGAUGCGAAAACGGGGGCAAUCAAAAAGGGGAUCCAGCAAGAUGAUGCGGGGCUGGGGAGUUUGGAUGCUAGGCUUGGAGGAGACUUUUUGUACGUGCUGAAGAGUGCGUCGGAGAUCAACGUUAUCAAGACAUCAGGUGGAAAAACUGUCCAGAGAUUCAAUUUGACAAAUUUGGGAAGUAGACAAGGGUUUGUGGGGAUGGCGACUUGGGGGUUUGGUCAAAACUAG